Messenger RNA from Suillus subaureus, 1351 nucleotides. RefSeq lists its product as uncharacterized. The coding region runs from base 189 to 965 and encodes 258 amino acids. The transcript is spliced from 4 exons. The record is from RefSeq and is a predicted model, not a curated record. Lineage: Eukaryota; Fungi; Basidiomycota; Agaricomycetes; Boletales; Suillaceae.
AUCUGAGACUAGAACCGAUUUCUACGACCGCAAUCUGACGAGUCGCAGAUAUGCUCUUGUCGGAGUGGCAUGCUCAAGUAUCUUCAGCUGCCCAUGCAUCAUUGCAGGCAUUGUCACUUUAGCCAAUCACGGAGUUGCCGGAGAUCAACACGAUUCCCAAUAAUCCUUAUGCUCAGUUGCCGCUGGAUAUGGAGAUAUUGGCCCUGACCCUUAACUUAAUCGUCACGUUAUGCACCGAGUCCAUAGGAUUCGUACACUGUAUCUCAUUGCGCUCUGCGCUAACCUCAGAGUCUCGGCUUUGGCUCAACACCAACCUGCGCCUUCUGACUGCAGUUCGUGGAUGGUAUAGCCCUAACGGUGCCCUGCUUAAUGGUAUCUCGGGUGUCCUCCUCGUUAUAUCCUAUAGCUCAGCCUCACUCGUCGUAUGUUUAGACUAUCAAAUACCGUCACACACGCCAAUUAUAUUUCCGGCGCGCAUUGCCUUUGCAGGGUUACCUCUCAUCAUUUUGGGCGUCGCACUCUCUCUCCAGGUGAUGAUCGCAUUAUCAGGGAUGUGGGCUGUCAAAAUAUUGACGUGGAGCUCCUCACCUUUCGACUUGACCGCCGCUCUGGUCCACCACACACAAUUGACCCCCGCUACUCUCCGGUGCAUGUGUCGUGUGUCUGACCUAGACACGUAUGGAGGUCCAACGAAGCCACCGGAGAUACAACCCUCUGCGUGGCGUGCUCACCCUAGCAUCCGGAAAGCUGUCUUUUCUCUUUGGGGGAUCGUUGCAGCAUGCGCUGGAUGGGCCGCACUUGUCAUGUAUAUCUGGGGCAAGUUUUUAGGCGGGUGGGUAUCUUCCUCUGAUGCGCUGACCCUGCAAACGGGGUCGUUCUUGCCCAACGGGGUCGGUUCCAUUCGGUAUCUUAUGCCGGGUGGAUUCUGCUCUUUGUCAACAUGGCAGUUAUCCAGGGACCGUUGACGCUUGGGCUGCAUUGCUCGGACCUCAUCGCAAAUUGCAUUCGAGACGAAAGACAAUGGAGGUGUGCUACAGGGAGGAAAGGACUUAGAACAGCGACGAACCCGGUGAAGACGAUUUUCACUCAUCCGACCUGUCUUAUAGUUUUCGUCGCGAAGCCUUUCCUACACUGGAUGUUUGGGCUUGCAUUCAACACGAAUGCCGUCGUCCAAGAUGAGAAACUGGAGGUAUUGCCGGUAGCCAUGUAUGCUGCCCAGAUCUGGAACCUAUGCAUUGCGCUUUUCAUAUUUGCUUGUUUCUUCACUUUCAUCGCACUGCGCCGACUGCGUGGCCCCCAGCCGGCUGCAUAUGGCCACAUCCAGACAUUUGCCAACCUCAUAGACGAGUGG